This is a messenger RNA of Paecilomyces variotii, 2974 nucleotides long. Its product is annotated as NMDA receptor-regulated protein 1-domain-containing protein. Bases 252 to 2786 code for a protein of 844 amino acids. Gene Ontology annotation, molecular function: protein-N-terminal amino-acid acetyltransferase activity; protein binding. The transcript has 3 exons. Gene Ontology annotation, biological process: N-terminal peptidyl-methionine acetylation. NCBI's taxonomy places the organism in Eukaryota, Fungi, Ascomycota, Eurotiomycetes, Eurotiales, Thermoascaceae. Gene Ontology annotation, cellular component: NatA complex; cytoplasm. The record is from RefSeq and is a predicted model, not a curated record.
AGCCUUUACCUCCAGUAUCGUCGCAUUGAACUCCGUACAGAACCCCCAGCAGCGACCGUGGACAGCUAUGGAACUGUUUGUCAAGACACAGUGACACAUUCUCCGCGUCUCAUCCUGUACUAUAUAUACUGUUAGCGAUUUACUCUCACCGGGCAGUUUACCCCCGCACAUCACCUGCCCUCCUCCCACACAGUCAAUCGCCGCAGUUCCUCCAGCUCCCUCAGUGUCAUCAGCACUGACCUACGGCCGCCAUGCCUCAACAAUUGGGCUCCAAGGACGCAUCGCUGUUCCGCCAGGUGGUCCGCCACUAUGAGAACAAGCAAUACAAGAAGGGUCUCAAAGCUGCGGACCAGAUCCUGCGCAAGAACCCAAACCAUGGCGACACACAAGCAAUGAAAGCUCUGAUAAUGAGCAACCAAGGUCAGCAGGAGGAAGCCUUCGUGCUUGCGAAGGAGGCGCUCAAGAACGACAUGAAGUCGCACGUCUGCUGGCACGUUUUCGGCCUGCUCUACCGAGCGGACAAGAACUUCGAGGAAGCUAUCAAAGCAUACAAGUUUGCCUUGAGACUGGAGCCAGACUCUCAGCCCAUUCAGCGUGAUCUGGCUCUGCUCCAGAUGCAGAUGCGAGAUUAUCAGGGCUAUAUUCAGAGCAGAAGCGCCAUGCUUCAGGCACGACCAGCAUUCCGACAGAACUGGACUGCGUUGGCGAUCGCACAUCAUCUGGCUGGCAAUCUCACAGAGGCGGAGAAUGUCCUGAACACGUACGAGGAGACACUGAAGACUCCCCCGCCAAGAUCCGAUAUGGAACAUUCUGAGGCGGUCCUCUAUAAGAACAUGAUCAUCGCCGAGUCGGGAGAUUUGGAGAGGGCCCUCGAGCAUCUGGAUUCCGUUGGCAAGAGGUGUUCAGAUGUGCUCGCCGUUAUGGAAAUGAGGGCCGAUUACCUUCUGCGCCUCGGCCGUAAGGAGGAAGCUGAAGCUGCCUAUACUGCCCUCAUCGACCGGAACCCUGAGAACGCGAACUAUUAUGAAGGGUUGAUACAGGCAAAGGGUAUCCCCGAGACUGAUCAUAGUGCAUUGAAAGCUGUGUACGAUCAGUGGGCUGAUAAGUAUCCCAGGGGUGACGCCCCGCGUCGGAUGCCUCUGGACUUCCUGGAAGGUGACGACUUCAAGACUGCCGCAGACGCUUAUCUCCAGCGUAUGCUUCGAAGGGGCGUGCCGUCACUUUUUGCAAACAUUAAAACUCUCUACACCAACACGGCUAAGCGUGACACUGUUCAGGAGCUUGUUGAAGGUUAUGCAGCAGGAAAGGUUGAGAGCCAGUCCAAUGGAUCCACAGAGAACCAGGUCAAGAUUGAUGGAACUGAUUUCAAGUCCGCCGUCUUCUAUUUCCUUGCGCAGCAUUACAACUACCAUCUUAGUCGGGAUCUGGCAAAGGCCAUGGAAUACGUCGACAAGGCUAUCGAGCUGGCACCCAAGUCAGUGGAUUAUCAAAUGACCAAGGCACGGAUAUGGAAGCACUAUGGCAAUCUUGCCAAGGCUGCGGAGGCGAUGGAGCAAGCGAGACAGCUGGACGAGAAGGACCGUUACAUCAACUCGAAAGCUGCCAAGUACCAGCUUAGAAAUGACGACAAUGAGAAGGCACUUGAUGACAUGAGCAAGUUCACGCGCAACGAGACCGUUGGUGGUGCACUCGGUGACUUGCUCGAGAUGCAAUGUGUGUGGUAUCUUACCGAAGAUGGAGAGUCCUACUUGCGUCAGAGGAAGCUCGGACUCGCUCUGAAGCGGUUCCAUGCUGUUCAGACCAUCUUUGAUGUUUGGCAAGAAGACCAGUUCGAUUUCCACAGCUUUUCGCUACGAAAGGGUAUGAUUCGGGCAUAUGUUGACAUGAUCCGUUGGGAGGACCACUUGCGGGAUCAUCCCUUCUACACACGGAUGGCGCUCUCCGCAGUUAAGGCUUACGUGCUCUUGCAUGACCAGCCCGAUCUCGUUCACGGCCCGGUGCCUGCUGGUCUGAAUGGCAGUGAGGAGGAUAGUGCAGAAAGGAGAAAGGCUCUUAAGAAAGCCAAGAAAGAGCAGCAAAAACUUGAAAAGGCGGAAGCUGAGAAGAGAGAUGCGAAGAGGGCAGCAAGCGCUACCGCGAAGAAUCUGGAUGGUGAGAUCAAGAAGGAGGACACGGAUCCUCUAGGAACGAAGCUCGUGCAGACACAAGAUCCUUUGAAAGAGGCUCUCAAGUUUCUUACUCAUUUGCUGGAGUUCAGCCCCGGCAAUAUUGAGGCGCAGAACGUCGGGUUUGAAGUCUACUUGAGAAGAAAGAAGCACCUCCUGGCGCUGAAGUGCCUGCUGGCUGCUCACUCCAUUGACGCUUCGAAUCCAACACUCCAUGUUCAGCUCCUUCGCUUCCGGAAGGAACUCGACUCUCUCGCAGAGCCUCUUCCCCCCCAGGUCGCGGAGGUCAUCACCAGCGAAUUUGAGCCUCUGCUCCCGAAAUCUACUAACCUCACUGAGUGGAACGACGCAUUCCUUACUGCUCAUAAGACACGCACCACCCACGUGCAAGCCGCGCUGUCCGCUCGACUGCUCCUCAGCCCUGACUCCAAGUCGCAGUGUGAGCAGGAUCUUCUCUCCACUCUUGAUCUGGAAGACGCCACGAUACAGAAGGCUGUGGCGGGUCUGGACCUGCUCAACGAGUGGGGUAGUAACCAGGCCGCAAAGACUGCCUACAUUGAGAAGGCGCACAAGAAGUGGAACGAAGCAUCUGCGUUUCAGGCGAAGCAAAGUGACGCUUGAAGAAGGAUAGAUUAUACUUCUUUUCUGUACUUCCCUCAACGAGGGCCGGGUCCACAGAACAACCGAUAUGCUUGACGGCUACGUGAAGUGAAGAGGAAUGAGAUGCCACUCUCUACGACCCAAGGCCGUCAGGGAAAAUGCCGGAAAGGUCUCUAGCCUUUCUAGUGAAGACGAAAAAUUUCAUAAAU